CCCCAGAUCCCCGAGCUGCGGAAGCGCUCCCGCCGGGAGUACCUGGCCAAGCGCGAGCGGGAGAAGCUGGAGGAGCUGGAGCUGGAGAUCCAGGACGAGGAGCAGCUCUUCGGGGAGGAGACGCUGAGCGCGGCCGAGCUGCGCGAGCUGCGCUACAAACGGAGCCUGCGCGACCUCGCCCGCGACUACAAACGGGCUGGGGAGAGGGAGCAGCUGGAGAGGAGCAGCAGAUAUCACAUCCCCGAGGAGAAACGGGACGGGCGGCUGCCGGCGCAGGACGAGGCGCAGCAGCAGCAGCAGCAGCUGCAGGAGGAGGCCGCAGCGCCCCGGGACGAGCAGCGGCGCUGGGAGGAGCAGCUGCUGGGGGCUGCAGCGCUGCGCUUCGGGGCGCGCGACGCGGCGCAGCGCCGGCCGCAGCCGCAGUACGAGCUGCUGCUGCAGGACGAGCACGCCGUGGAGUUUGUGAGCGCUGCACCGCUGCCAGGGAGCCAGGAACGGCCAGAGGAUGUCCCCAAGGCUGUCCCCGAGGCCGAGCUCCGCAGGCAGUCUCUCCAGGAGAGCCGCCGCUCGCUGCCCAUCUUCCCCUUCCGCCAGGAGCUGCUGGCGGCCGUGGCCCAGCACCAGAUCCUCGUCAUCGAGGGGGAAACGGGCUCAGGGAAAACCACCCAGAUCCCCCAGUACCUGCACGAGGAGGGCUACACGAGGGGGGGGAUGAAGAUCGGGGUGACGCAGCCGCGGCGCGUGGCCGCCAUGAGCGUGGCAGCCAGGGUGGCCGUGGAGAUGGGGACAAAGCUGGGCAACGAGGUCGGGUACAGCAUCCGUUUCGAGGACUGCACGUCGGAGAGAACGGUGCUCAAGUACAUGACAGACGGGAUGCUGCUGAGAGAGUUCCUGACAGAGCCUGACCUGGCCUCCUACAGCGUGAUCAUGGUGGACGAGGCGCACGAGCGCACGCUGCACACGGACGUGCUCUUCGGCCUCAUCAAGGACAUCGCGCGCUUCCGGCCGCGCCUCAAGGUGCUGGUGGCAUCGGCCACGCUGGACACGGAGCGCUUCUCCGCCUUCUUCGAGCACGCCCCCGUCUUCAGGAUCCCCGGCAGACGCUUCCCCGUCGACAUCUACUACACCAAGGCCCCCGAGGCCGAUUACCUGGAGGCCUGUGUGGUGUCGGUGCUGCAGAUCCACGUCACCCAACCCCCCGGGGACAUCCUGGUGUUCCUCACCGGCCAGGAGGAGAUCGAGGCGUGCGUGGAGCUGCUGCAGGAGCGCUGUCGCCGCCUGGGCUCGCGGCUGCCGGAGCUGCUGGUGCUGCCCAUCUACGCCAACCUCCCCUCGGAGCUGCAGGCGCGCAUCUUCCAGCCCACGCCCCCCGGCGCCAGGAAGGUGGUGGUGGCCACCAACAUCGCGGAGACGUCGGUGACGAUCGAUGGCAUCGUCUACGUGCUGGACCCCGGCUUCUGCAAACAGAAGAGCUACAGCGCCCGCACCGGCAUGGAGUCGCUGGUGGUGACACCUUGCUCCAGGGCCUCAGCCAAUCAGCGCGCAGGCCGCGCCGGCCGCGUGGCUCCCGGGAAAUGUUUCCGUCUCUACACGGCCUGGGCGUUCCAGCACGAGCUGGAGGAGACGGCGGUGCCCGAGAUCCAGAGAGCCGACCUGGGGUCACUGGUGCUGCUCCUCAAGAGCCUGGGGAUCAACGACCUGAUCCACUUUGAUUUCCUGGACCCUCCCCCCCACGAGACGCUGGUGCUGGCGCUGGAGCAGCUCUACGCCCUGGGGGCCCUGAACCACCUGGGGGAGCUGACCACGCUGGGCCGGCGCAUGGCGGAGCUGCCGGUGGAGCCGAUGUUGGCCAAGAUGAUCCUGGCGAGCGAACAGUACGGCUGCACGGAGGAGGUGCUGACGGUGGCCGCCAUGCUCUCGGUGAACAACGCCGUCUUUUACCGGCCCAAGGACAAACUGCUCCACGCCGACAGCGCCCGCGCCGCCUUCGGGGUCCCUGGGGGAGAUCACCUGGUGCUGCUCAACGUCUACAACCAGUGGGUGUUGAGCGGUCACUCCCUGCAGUGGUGUUACGAGCACUUUGUCCAGGCGCGUUCCCUGCGCCGCGCCCGCGACGUGCGGGACCAGCUGCAGGGGCUGAUGGAGCGCGUGGAGAUCGCGCCGAGCUCCUGCGGGGGCAACCUGGACCUGGUGCGCAAGGCCAUCACAGCCGGGUUCUUUUACCACACGGCGCGGCUGUCGCGGGGCGGGUACCGCACGGUGAAGCACCAACAGCCGGUGUUCAUCCACCCCAACAGCGCCCUGUUCUCCCUACAGCCCCGCUGGGUGCUGUACCACGAGCUGGUGUGCACCUCCAAGGAGUUCAUGAGACAGGUGAUGGAGAUCGACAGUACCUGGCUGCUGGAGGUGGCCCCUCACUAUUACCAGGCCAAGGAGCUCGAGGACGGCAGCGGCCGCAAGAUGCCAAAAAAAACCGGGAAAACUCGGGAGGAGCUGGGCUGAGCCCGGCCUGGGACACCUGGGGACACCUGGGGACAC
This is a messenger RNA of Poecile atricapillus (Black-capped chickadee), 2538 nucleotides long. It is a transcript of the gene DHX16, whose product is annotated as DEAH-box helicase 16. The record is from RefSeq and is a predicted model, not a curated record. The transcript is spliced from 16 exons. NCBI's taxonomy places the organism in Eukaryota, Metazoa, Chordata, Aves, Passeriformes, Paridae. The annotation marks the transcript as partial. Gene Ontology annotation, molecular function: RNA binding; ATP binding. Gene Ontology annotation, cellular component: intracellular anatomical structure; catalytic step 2 spliceosome.